This is a messenger RNA of Coregonus clupeaformis (lake whitefish), 3195 nucleotides long. RefSeq names its product OAF homolog a (Drosophila) (gene oafa). The transcript is spliced from 4 exons. The record is from RefSeq and is a predicted model, not a curated record. The coding region runs from base 1882 to 2583 and encodes 233 amino acids. Lineage: Eukaryota; Metazoa; Chordata; Actinopteri; Salmoniformes; Salmonidae.
AGUGGUUGAGUUUUAAUGACUCCAACCUAAGUGUAUGUAAACUUCCGACUUCAACUGUAGCUAAUCUAUCGAUUAGCUCUUUGUCUUUUGCGGAUCUGAAGAAUCUUGAUAACUAUAUCAGACUAGUGGUGGAGCUUCCAUCAUAUUGCUUCCACCUUCCAGAUGCACUAACAUCAGAGGGUUAGGGUCAGAGGGAAGUGGUAGGGAGUGAAUUGGGACUGACUAUCUAUUCACAUAGAUCUGAGGUGGCCAGUAGCUUGUACUCAGUCACCAUCUGCUGCUAAAUACUUUUGCUUUUGGCCACAAAGCAUUUGCAUAAUGCACUGAUUUAAAAAAUAAUGACCAACUCACUUGGCAGAUUUCUAAGUAGGAUCUAUCUUUUGAUCUCUUAGGCUUUAAUACUCCCUCGCAUGGUGCCUUUCUCUUGACAUGUCUUAUUUACAGUCUGUCAUUAUUUGAGCAGGUGUACCACUUUUCUUGGCAUUUUCUGACACCACCCACCAUUGGUUGCACAUUUUAUCUCACUUUUAUCCUGUAACCUAAUGUCUUUCUUUUCUCGAGCACACAGUGUUGCUGUGGUACUUGGGCCUGGGAAGCUGCCAACCUAGUGUGACUUGGCAUAGAGCUUCUGUUGCAGCCAGAAGUUAGGACUACUCCAAACAAACAAAGCAUGAUCCUACUCGUGCUGUUGUAUUUAUAGAACAGAGGGUUUCAUCUUAUUUGUUUUCAUAAAUGAUACCCAUUUACCGGGUUAGUGAAACUGCCCUAGAAAUACCAUACAUCAAAUGUUUUUUGCACUUAUUUUAAAACGUGUUUUUCUUCUUGUACAAAAAAUAAACACUUUUUGAAAUUCACACAUAGUUUAGAGAAGGAUGUUAUAGACGUCACCCAGUCGUAACACCUAGCAUGAUGAACGCUGGGGUUGGAGAAGCCUUGUCUUCCCCUUCUGCUGCUCUCUGCCGGGGCUUUGCCCCUCUGAAGGUGGCUGAGGUGGGAGGUGGUUUCAGAGGAAAGGAGCAGUGCUGCUAGAACUUUCCUGAAAUUACCCUGAGUGUGCCUGGAGCAGUCCCCGUCCCCCCAACCCCCUCUCCCUAUCUGACAGGAAUGCCCCCCACACCACACACACAGCUCUCAUCUUCCCACCCAGUGCCGCUGUGCCAUUUGUCUACUGACUGGGAGGUCCUAUACUGCCACUACUUCUUCACGUCUAGGGGGAAAAUAUAACAGCUACCUCCCCUUCUGUGUUUUCUUAUAUUCUCGUUCACUUCUUAUGCCAUGAUUCCGUCAUGUCUGGCUCCGGUUAUACUUCAAUUAUGUGCUUUGCUAUUCCAACACACAGAUCAGUUAAGCAGUCACUGACUUUAUUAUAACAGUGGAGGAAUGUCCAAGUCAUUAUCAGCUGCUUGUUUGUCUCAGGUUGAGAUAGAUAAUAUAUGCCAUAUAGCAGAGGCUUUUAUCCAAAGCAACUAACAGUAGUGUGUGCAUACACUUUCGUAUGGGGGGGUCCCAGCGGGACUCAAACCCAUGAUCCUGACGUUGCAUGCGACGUUCUCUACCAACUACCAGAUUUCCCAUACAAGGCAGUGAAUGAAUGACAAGUAUCUCUGGAGACCAGAUAGAUGUGUUGUUCUAAAGUACCGUUUCCCAAAUGAGUGUGACGAAAGCGCUUGUGAGGGCAAACAAAACGGGGGUUGGAGGGGGCUGUAGAUCUAGUUUGUUUAUCUGAGUUGUCCAAGAGUUCCUCCUUAUUUCCCGGGAGUAAAAGCCUUAAAGCUGGUUCUCCUCUGCGGGCUGUCUGCUUGGGAUGUGUAUGUGUGUGUGAAAAGCUGAGAAGGAGUGCGAGAAGAGCCAAGAGGAUGUCAGGGAAGGGAGAGCUGAUGAAUGGGGAGACAGGUCUGUGGCUUUGCUGUCCUCGGCUGGAGCUUCUCUUUAUGGCCUUGGGGCCGCAGCCAGAUCUCUCGUUUGGUUGCCAACAGCAACAAAGUCGUGGAUGUGAAGAUCUUCCGGGCGCUCAUCCUUGGGGAGCUGGAAAGGGGUCAGAGCCAAUACCAGGCCCUGUGCUUCAUCUCGCGCCUCAACCACAACGAGUUCAUCCCCAGCGAGUCCAUGGCCCGACUCAGACAGAAAAACCCUCACGCCAUCCGCGCAGCGGAGGAGAGGCGGGGCCUGGACCAGUUGACCAUGAACGUGGCGGUGAACCUGAGCCGGGCGUGGCAGCUCAGCAGCCACAUCCACAACAUGUGCAGUGAGGCCCGGGACGCCAUCUACACCCGGGAGAGGGAUGUCAAACAUUGGCUGGAGAGAGGAGUGGAGGGCUCCAUGUUUGAGAUCCUGCCCCAGUCGGUGGACGUGGUCCCGGUCCUGCUGUCGUGCCGCUCUACGAGAGACCUGUGGCAGGCCUGCUCCUGCAGCUACAGCCUGCGUCUGGAGUGGUACCCCUGCCUGCUCAAGUACUGCCGCAACCGCGACACCACGGGCAAAGGCAGCCCCUACAAGUGUGGCAUCAAAAGCUGCAGCAAAGGCUACCACUUCACCUACUAUGUCCCCCACAAACAGCUCUGUCUCUGGGAUGAGGAGACUUAGCAGCACACCACCCAGUUCAUCCCAAAGCCAUUGGGCUGCAUCCUGUAGUGAGAUGAUAGUAGUUUGAUGCCUUACUUGGGACAGUUUAGGUUGAAAUUGAGACCAAAACCUUUUUUUGCAACAGGAGCUAUACCCUCUCAAUGACUCCUUUGACAUGUCCAUAGGGGACAUUUCCUAUAGUUGGGAUAUGAUGCCUCCGACGUGUCCAGGUACCUGCUGUGUGACAUUAAAUUACUCUCGCACAUUUGUGCCAAUGUUUGGAAAACGUCUCAAUAUGGCCCAGCUAAUAGAAAAUGACUUCAAGAACCUGCUCUCAUAAGGACACGUUUAUGCAUACGGCUGGACAGUUCAGCUACUUUUCUACAUUUCUUGCCCCGUGGGAUGACUGGUGAAGGAACAACGUUCCCAUUAUGUUGUCACAGGAAACCGUGGGAUGCGGGAUCGGAACGGUCAGUUAGACAAUGACUUAUGACAUCAAUAACAACACAGCUUUAGCCAGCUCUCUUCCUGGUCGAUGGCAACUUGGGUUGCACUCGACAAUGUUUCUCUGAUGCUGGCAUUAUUUAUUUGGUUGCAAGGUGAAAUUAUUAAAGAUUCUUAUGUAUAAAAUGA